UGUUUGAAAUUUCAGCGGCAGAUCGUUAGCGUUUGUUGUGCUCACCUGCAGCUGUCCUGCAGCCUUUGCGAAAGCUGAACAAAACUUUGUAAAGUUUAGAACAAAAAUGUCCUUUUCGAGAGCUCCUUUGAAGAGGUUCAAUGAACACGUAGGUUGUGCUCCUCCACCGGGGACUUAUGACGUCCAAAAAGACGAGCUGAAGGGAGCCGCAUCCUUUAAUAAAUCGGAUCGAUUCAAGCCCGUGAAGGCGGCUGCCGAGGCUGCUCUGCUGCCGUCCUCUCCUUCCGGUAAUGUAUUUGUGUCUCCAGUUCGGAGGACUUUAUCAGCGGACGGUCUUAACGAUUGCUCAAGUGCAAAGAGGGAGCGGAGUGGCAUGACCCUGGAGAGGAAGCAGCAGAAACUCCUGGAGAGAGAGAUCCGCUCCCUGGUGCAGCAGAGGGGGGAGCAGGACCGACGCCUUCAGGUCCUGGAGGAGGAGCUGAAGAAGGUGGAGGCCAGGCUGCUCACUGCAGUCCGGGAGAAGACCGGCCUCAACGCCAGCGUGAUCACACUGGAGAGGCAACGGGCGGAGCUGAAGAAAGUCAACGAGUUUUUGAAAGCCAAGGUUUCUGCUGACACCACAAAAAAGAGGAUCAAUUCUCUCACAAUGGAGCUGAUGGAAGCUAGGAACAACCUGGAUGCUAAAAACCAGGAGUUAAGUCUCCUUCAGAUCAACACUGAAAGCCAGCUAAAGGCGUUAGAGUCGGAUCUGGAGACUGCCAGGGCUACUGCUUCUGCUCUGAGUGACAAGAAUAAAGAUCUGGAGGAUCUGCAUCAUGUGGCCAAAGCUCAAGGCGAGGAUCUGGAGAAUGAAAACGCUCGGUUAAAUGUUGUAAUGCAAGAGCUGAGAGAGGACAUCCGAGUGCUUCAGGGAUACCUGGAUGAGGCGAAUGACCAGAUUCAGGAUCUCCGUUUAAAGAUCAAAGAGAUGACGCAGGAGAGCGCCGUGGCUGAUGCUCGCAUACAGGAACUAAAGCAACUCGAGCCGCAGCUCCAGCAGAAAACGUCAGAGCUAGAAACCACGCAGGUUUUGCUGAGACAAAAGGAGGAGGAGGCCUUCAAAUUCCAGCGAGAGCUGCAGGCAUCCACAGAAGCUUUGUGGGGAGCGGAGCAGAGAUUACAAUACCAAGAGCUGGAGCUGAAGUCCGCGCAGAAGUCUAUGAUGGACAUGGAGAAGCAAAUGAAGCUCGCCGGUCAAGGAGUUCAGGAUUCUCAGGCGACUGUCAGCAAGCAGGAGGCCGAGCUGGCCAGACUGAGGGAGGUGCUUCGGAGGACAGAGAGAGAGCUGGAUGAGAGGGUGGCUCACCUGGAACAGAGGUGUCUGUUCUCAGAAGAGGAGAGAAGCAGGAGUCAGGAGGAGGGGCUCAGGAGAGUGGAAGAGUUAAAGAUGGAGCUGAACCUGCUGCAGCAGGCUGAGAGAGAAGAGCAGAAGAGACGAAUUCAGCUGGAGCAAAAACAGGAGGCGCUUACCGAGGAGCUGACCAAAGAGAAGGCUUUGGUGGACUCUCUGACCGUGUUGGUGGAGCAGGAGAGGGAGGAGUACGAGCUGCGCAUCAGACAGCUGAAGGAGGAGAUGGAGGAGGUGCUGGGAGAGCUCGCCGUCGUGGAGGAGCAGGAGCAGAGGAGACUGGAGGUUAUUGAGAGCGUGCAGCAGGAGAAAGAGGAGCUGGAGCGACAGCUAGCAGCUCUGCUGGAGGGUAGGAGCAGCGAUGUGGCCGUCAUGAACGAGCUGCAUUUGGCUACGCUGAGGGAAUUCCAGGAGGCGCAUUUCACCUCCCAGAAGAAGAUGGAAGAUGUUGUCACAGAGCUGGAGAGCACCAAGGAGGCUCUAAAGGGAGCAAAGGAAAAGCGAAGAGACCUGGAAGCGGAGCUGGAGAGCGUGACCCGGCAGCUGAAGGAGGCGAUGGACAAAAUGGUUGAGCAGAAAGAGGAGGAGGUCAAAAGAUUGAGGGAGUGGACAGAGGAGCGGCAGGAGAGGCUGAUGAUGGAGGAGAAAACCAGGGAGGAGAAUACCAGAGCGACGCUUGACGCUCAGGCUCGACUCGCUCUGAAAGACGAGGAGAUGAAGGCUGCAGAGGCGAGCCACGCGGCUCAAAUGGCCCAGCUCCAGGAGGAGCUGCAGGUGCAGACAAAGGAGAAGGAGGAGGUGCUGGGGCGUCUGGAGGAACAGAAGAGUCAGAGUUUUAUUCAACUGCAGCACGAGAGAGAGAAAUCCCAACGAGUCUUCGAGGAGAUCAGUCGGCAAAAAGAGGAAGUGACGAAGCAGCUCCAGCAAGAACGAGAGGAGAAAGUACAGGUUCACACGGCUCUUCGGGAGGAAGGGAAGGCGCUGGAAGCCGAGAGGAUCAAGCACGAGCAGGUCAGGUCAGAGGUGCACGGACUACAGGCUGAGCUCCACAAGUUAAAUGAGGAAUGGAGGAGUUUGCUGUCGGAGGUGGAACUUAAGAAAGAGUUCAGCCAUGUACCGGAAAAUCAGCUAAGCGCCGCUGAGCAUCACCAACCCCAGCUGCAGGCUCGCCUGGACCACGCGGAACAAGAAAAGGCUAGCCUCCAGGCCCAAUUAGACCGUCUGCAGGAGAAGAUCCAGGAUGUGGAGCAUGAGCUGGAAAACCACCGACAGGACAGACGAGCCCUGAGGGAGCAAGUGGAGGUACUGACUCAGGAAAAGGUUACCCUGCAGUGGGAAAUGCAGGAGCAGCGACAGGAACUCCAAAGACAGCUAACACGUGUGCAGGAGGAAAGCUCCUCUGGCUCCGAGCUGGAGCACUGGAAGAAACGGUACGAGGAUCUGCUUUCUAAAGUCAGACCCUUUCAGGAGCAACUUAAUGCGUUUGCAGCAGAGCGGAAUGCUCUGCUCAAUGAAAAUGGGACAAACCAGGAAGAAUUAAACAAAUUAGCUAAUGCGUACGCUAGCCUCCUGGGGCAUCACAACCAGAAGCAGAAGAUCAAACACGUGGUGAAGCUCAAGGAUGAGAACGUCUCUCUAAAACAGGAGGUGUCAAAGCUCCGUUCUCUGGUGAUCCGCCAGAAAAGUGAUCUGGAGCAGCUGAAGGCAAAGCUCCCAGGCGCUCCUCGUCGCAGGUUCGAUCCCAGCAAAGCGUUCGUGCACGACAAGGAGAACAGGCAACAGGAAACGGCCGCGCCUCUCUGAGACGGAUGCUGUCAUGAGUAGUGGCACUUUUCUGCAUGGCACCAUCAGAAGGCUGGGAAAGCAGAUUUUUUAUUUAAUCUUUUUAAGUUUUCUGCAUGUUUAAUCAAACUUGGGUUUUAAUUAGCUGUGUGAGAGCAUCUUGUGAUGGUGAUAUGUGAAGGACCGUAAGAACGUGGUCGACGGUCAGAUCAUUACCCUUUAGCAAACCUUACCUAUCUUACAGCUUGUGUAAUCCGCAGACGUUUAGACGGAUGCUCAUUUUUAAUCUGGGAUUCCUGUAAAGUGUUCCUGUUUUGUAAAUAAAGACAGAUUUUAAUAUC
This is a messenger RNA of Nothobranchius furzeri (turquoise killifish), 3510 nucleotides long. It is a transcript of the gene hmmr, whose product is annotated as hyaluronan-mediated motility receptor (RHAMM). Gene Ontology annotation, molecular function: hyaluronic acid binding. Gene Ontology annotation, cellular component: membrane. The record is from RefSeq and is a predicted model, not a curated record. NCBI's taxonomy places the organism in Eukaryota, Metazoa, Chordata, Actinopteri, Cyprinodontiformes, Nothobranchiidae.